CUUACGGUUCUCUGAUCGACUUAUCGCGACGAUGGAUUUGGACCUAGAUGCUAGUCGCAAGGUUUGGCUCGUAACUGGAACAUCGUCAGGUUUCGGAAAACGGCUUGUCAAAUCCAUUCUAGCACGAGGCGACUAUGUCAUUGCCACAGUCCGCGCUCUCGAUCGUUUCCAAAUCCCGCUGUCCGAUGAGGAGCGCUGCAGGGUGCAUGUGCUCGUUUUCGAUCUUGCAGAUACCCACGAGAAUAUCCAGAAAUUGGCAGCCAAAGCUGCUGGCUUAUGGGGACGUAUCGACGUCCUUGUCAACAACGCCGGAGUGGCGCCCAAGUCACUCUUGGAAGAACUAGGAGAAUCCACACUUUCAUCAGCGUUCCAGACCAACUUUUUCGGCGUUCUCAACCUCACUAACGCGAUCCUGCCUUACAUGCGCGCGCGACGCUCGGGCACCGUUGUGUUCAUGGGCAGCAGGUCUGUGUUCAAGCCGGACAUGCCUCUGACGGGAGCUUACGUGGCAUCAAAAGCCGCACUGCACGGCGCGGCUGAGACAUACUCAAGCGAGCUCAAGCCGUUUGGCGUCCGCGUGCUCAUUGCCUGCUUCGGCGGCUUUCGUACAGAGGGCAUCCAUAUUGCUCCUGUCACUGUUGAUAACCCUGCGCCCGGACUAGAUGACUUCCGCCAGAAAGCUAUACACUCGUUCGAUGGCGCUUGGGAACGGGCACCUGGCGACCCGGAUAAGGCGAUGGAGGUUCUCGUCGAUGCCGUACGAGGGGAAGGCAAGGCGAAGGGAAGAGAUCUCCCCCUGUACCUGUUUAUUGGCGGCCCAACCUACACGGCGACGCGGGAGCAUUGCAGAAUGCUCCUGAAGUCAAUGGAUGAAUGGGAGGAUGUUGCAAAGGACCUGGACUUCGACUGCGCUGCUCCUGUAGAAGCACCAUCUCACGGAUAGUGCGUAGGUAAUUAGGUCUGCUCCCUCGACCUCAGUGAACGAAGGCUGCCCAAAACACCGCAAUGGUCCACAACAAAGCCGUUCCUAUGAGAGAUCUGACUCGCAAGCUCAUGGUAGACCAAAUUUGUUUGUCACGAUACGAAUCAUGCAUGCGUCUGAGUUCCAAUGUAGUGGCCGCUAUCACUGACU
This is a messenger RNA of Postia placenta MAD-698-R-SB12, 1132 nucleotides long. RefSeq lists its product as hypothetical. The transcript has 6 exons. The record is from RefSeq and is a predicted model, not a curated record. Lineage: Eukaryota; Fungi; Basidiomycota; Agaricomycetes; Polyporales; Adustoporiaceae. The coding region runs from base 32 to 943 and encodes 303 amino acids.